AUGAUGAUCAUAUUUAUCGGUCUAAUGUCAGCACACGAAUUUCACCUGAAAAAAAUCGAUGGCGAUCUGUAUGUGGGCGAGAAGGGCGAAGAUAUAACAUUGGUGGAACUAUCCGGGGCGGAUACAUUCGAGCUUAAAGAAACCGGGAUCGUAAACGAAGAUUUUAUCCGAGUCAAGUCAAAAGACAAUUACGUUUGGGAUCUGAAGGGCGGUGGUAAAAAACUUAUAUACUGGUUUAAUCCACAUGGGGGAUGGAAUCAGCAGUUUUCCCUUCAUCAACGACCGGAGGGACAUUUUAAAAUUGUUGCUUCAAAUCAGAUGUGCGUUACAUAUAACACACUUCUCAACUACUUCGUGAUAGACGAUUGCAAAGAAAAGGAGGAAUCUCAGCUAUUCGAUAUGGUAGAUAUUGGCACAAAACCACAAUCCAAAUCAAAUCAGACUGAGAAUACAGAUUUGAAGUCUUCAGAAAAGGCUGUUAUUGAUCAACUAUCAGCACGAAUUUAUGAAUUGAACCAUCAAUGUAAGAUUAAUGGUGAACUAAUAGCAAAUCAUCCAAAAGAGGACAAACAUGAAGUGUGCCAUUCAACCAAAAUAAUGCCUACUCCUCCAUCACCACCUCCUACUCCCGAUACAAGUUUCGUACCUAACAUACACCCGAUUCGGCAUCGAUUGUUCAAUAACAUGCUUCCGUAG
Molecule: messenger RNA, 696 nt
Organism: Vavraia culicis subsp. floridensis
Lineage: Eukaryota; Fungi; Microsporidia; Pleistophoridae
Exons: 1
Coding region: 1-696 (231 amino acids)
Source: RefSeq, a predicted model, not a curated record